GUGUGAGUGUGCAUGUGAGUGCUCCGGCUGCUGCUGCUGCUGCUUGUGCUGCUGGUUGUCACUCAUAUUGCUGCGCGCACACGGGCAGCGACAAGGAGCACCGAGAGAAACCCGCCCGCUGGCUGUUGUUGUUUACCAGCUUUUUCGAAACGAGGAGAAUAUCAGUGAGCUGCACUUAAAGAUGCUUCAAACGAAGGACAUCCUUUGGGGAUUCUUCUACAUCGCCUGCGCAGCUGCCAUCCAGGUGCAGGUCACUCCAACACACAGGGAGAUCAGCGUGGGAGAAUCCAAGUUUUUCCUCUGUGAAGUGGUUGGUGAUGCUAAAGACAUAGACUGGUUUGCACCCAAUGGGGAAAAAAUCCAGCCAAACAACCCCAAUAUCCAAGUGACCCGCAACGACGAAACCACCUCCACCCUUACCAUCUACCACGCUGAUGUGGAUAAUGCCGGCAUCUACAAGUGCGUGGCGAAGAGUGGUGAUAAGGAGGCCCAGGCUACGGUUCAGGUCAAGAUCUUCCAAAAGAUCACCUUCAAGAAUGUUCCCAGCCCGCAGGAGUUCAACGAGGGCGAUGACGCUGACAUUAUCUGCGAUGUGGUCGGGUCGCCAGUUCCUUUCAUCAUCUGGAAGCAUAAAGGUGCUAGGAUCCAAGCAAACAAAGAUGUGCGUUACAACAUCAUGGAGAACGGCCACUUGAUGAUCCGCGGCAUCAAGAAGACUGACGAGGGAGCAUAUAACUGCGAGGCACGCGUCAUGGAGACUGGAGAAAUCAACUUCAAAAUGAUCAAUGUCAUCGUUAACGUCCUCCCGACCAUCCGUGCCAGGCAGUCUGAGGUCAACGCCACCGCAGACAUGGGCUUCACCACUCUCUUGGCCUGCGACGCUGAUGGCUUCCCCGAACCCACUGUCACAUGGAUCCACAACAACAUCAUCCUGCAGUCGGGAGAUAAAUACAGUCUGAAUGAGGACGGCUCCGAGCUAGUGAUAAAAGGGGUCGUCAAAGUGGAUGAAGGAGAAUACACCUGUUUAGCCAAGAACAAGGCGGGCGAAAUGAGCCAGGAAGUUGGUCUCAACGUCUUUGUGCAAGCUAAGAUUACAUACUUGAACAACGAGACGGCGACGGAGUUCGAUGAGGAAGUCACCCUGACCUGUGAGGCCUCAGGUGACCCGACGCCCUCCAUCUCCUGGAGCUUCCAAAAUAGGAUGUUCUCCGAAGGUGAACAGAGCCACGACAGAAACAUCGUGGUUCGCAGCCACGCGCGAGUGUCAUCUCUCCUCUUGAAAAAUGUCGACUUCACGUACGCCGGACAGUACCUGUGCACCGCCAGCAACUCUAUCGGUCAGGACAACCAACCUGUGUACCUGGAGGUUCGCUACGCCCCAAAGAUUCUAGGAGUUGUGACGGUCUACACGUGGGAGGGCAACCCAGCUAAUAUCAGCUGCGAGGUGGAGGCUCACCCCGGGGCUUCCGUCACUUGGUUCCGAGACGGCCUCCAAUUACCUUCUGCAAACAUCACGGGGGUGAAAAUCUAUAGCACGCCAAGCAUCAGCUACCUAGAGGUUUCUCCCGAGUCUCAAGGUGACUUCGGAAGCUACAAUUGCACGGCAACCAAUGUGAUGGGUACCGAGUCCAAGGAGUUUCUUCUCAUCCAAGCAGAGGUGCCAUCACCACCAGAGAUCCGACGGACGGAGCCUUUCUCCAGUUCGGCUGUGGUGGAAUUUGACGAACCUGAUUCUUUUGGAGGAGUGCCCAUCAUCAAGUAUCGGGUUCAAUGGCGUCCCGAUGGCCAGGGCUGGACUGGAAAGGAGUACGACGCCACAGAAGAUAUGACCAGGAUUAACAUCGCUGGCCUGACCCCCGACACCACAUACGAGAUCAAGAUGUCAGCCAUCAAUGGAAAAGGCGAAAGCGAGAGCAGCACAGCUGUUAAGUUCAUGACUGGACCGAUCCGGGAACCCAGCGCGCCCAAAUUGGAGGCCAUGGUUCAAAAUCAGGGCAACACUCUCAAGGUCAACUGGAUCAAGCAGGAUGACGGCGGAUCCCCAAUUAAGCAUUACCUGGUCCGAUACAAGCCUAAACAUGUGUCCGACUGGAAACCUGAGAUCCGCAUUCCACACGGAAGCGAGCACGUGGUGCUGAAUGGACUGGACUGGAAUACGGAGUACGAGGUCCGUAUUGUGGCGGUCAAUUCCAAGGGUCGAUCCGAGCCUGGCGUCCUGUCCUUCAGAACAGCCACAGAACCUACCACCAUGCCAGCGACGCUGGGUUGCCAGUGCGUAACGUACAGUUUUGCUACUCUUCUGCUCUCCACCUCGCUGACUGCGCUCUGGCUCUAGUAAAACUGAUCUCAUCUGAGAAGAAAGGAAAAGAAAAGCAGUUUUUUUUUGUUGUUGUUUUUUUGAGGCUCUAAUGACCUCCAAAUCCCCCUCUUUCGCUUUCUAUGCCUUUUUGAGCCUUGUGUACCCACACACAAGAUCAGAACAAGAUGAAGAGUCAGAGAUGUUGCUUUCAUGAUUGUUAUUCCAGGGUGCUCUGUCCGUGUAUCACUUUUCUUUGGUGGGGAUUAAGAGUUUUGCUUUCUUUUACAUGAAUAUAUGUAAGGACUUUCUAUUUCAGGGGUGUCCAAAGUUCUUCUUGAGGGCCCCCCAGUAGGCAUUCUAAAAGUUAACAAACACCUUGGAACAAUUUCCUACUUUGUACAUCCGAGAGCCAUGUAGAAAGAGAGUUGCGACACUCCGAUAGGGAUCUAUUAUACGAUUUUACUUCCGGCUUAAACAUAAGUAGUCCCCAGGUUAUGACGUACCUGACUUACUUUAUUCCGACUUUACGACGCCUCAGUCUCGUCCGCCAUUAUUUUGUCUCCAGUGUUUUUUAAAUAAUAUUGACCUUUGUUUUGUGAUGCAUACUUUUAUUUUGGCGCAGGAAGCAUAGAGCAGGUAGUAAUUCCACACACGAGUUAGAAUGCAUGUACACAGGAAGAACAACAUAUUUUCGCACACGAAGAAGAGCGCACGUGUACACACGAGGAAGAGCACAUUUUGCUCCCAUGAAAAAGUCACGCAGCUGAGUGAGAGAGAGAGAGAGAGAGAGAGAGAGAGGAGAAUGAUUACAGCUUCAAGCCUGCGCGCACAUGUGUUGCUUUCGAAGCAUCCACAGAAGCCACACCUGCAUAUAAGACCUUUUGUACUGAUUAUUGUGUUUUCAAUUGUGGUCAAAUACUUGGCGCGAAUGUAUGUGAUUGUUUUUGAUGAUGUUCGGACGCUAACUGAUACAUGCUAAUCGUUUGUUGGGAUUGUAACUGCUGUAUCAGCAGCUAGUUAUAAACACAAAUUUGAAUUGCUGUUAUCGAUGAUGAAACUAAGUUAAUUUCAUUUUUAUUUUAAUUUCAUUCUUCAGGUGUUGAUGUCAUGAGCAGCUAAAUAAAGUCAGCAAACCACAUGGAUGUCUUAAAUUGUCAUUUCGGAACACCGCUCGCUGUCAAGCUAGGAGUUAGCUGCAACGUCUUGGCGAGGACAGUACAAUGAUUUAUAAUCCAUGUUUACAUGUAUACGUGGUAGUUAUUUUGAGAUUUAGGGGGUAUUUGUUGGGAUGUCCCGAUUACAUAUUUUUACACCCGGGUCAGAGUAACCGGAUUUUGAGAAUCUGCUGAUACCGAGUCCCGAUCAGAUACCAAAAAAGAAGUGUUGUUCAAAAAUAAAUAAUUAAAUAUGUUAGUCUCCCACUGUGCCACCGUCAUUAUGUGAAUUAUUUUAAAACAAGAAUAACGUAGAAAAACACUUGUCUUUAUUAAAUGCUUCAUUGAGUAAGUCCACUCAAAUCCUCUCACGCUGCCAAGAACAGCCGCUCAUUUACACACACACAAUGAGUUGCCACAGCACACUACCGCUAGUGUUUAACAAGCUAAACAAUGAUUGACGUAUUUUACGCCUUGAAGGUGGCUCUCCCAAGCUUCUCUGGCAAGAGCAAAGCUUUAACACCUGUCAUUCAUUGUUAACUUUAACAAGCAAACUCCAGUGCACUUCUAACCAAGAAAUGAAGCAGGAGGGAGAGUGAGAGGCUGUACGUGCAUGAAGCAGAAAAACAUAAGUAUGUUCUUUAAAUUAAAAACCCGAUCCUUUUAACCCAAUUCCAAUCCUCUGAAAAAUGGCGCAAUCGGCCUGCUUUCCAAUCACGUGAUUGGAUCAGGACAUUUCCAGGUAUUUAGGGGUAGUUAAAGGGUUAUUUACGAUUUACAUGGAAAUUUGGGUUACGUCACCAGCGUAAGAACUGAACUCUUUAGUAACCCAGGGACUACCUGUAGUUCCAAACAUUGCUUCAAUGAGGGCGGACCCCAAUGAGAUAUACAUUUUUUACCUUAAAUAUCACAAUUACCGCUGUCAGUUCCAUCGAAAACCAUGACAGCGCUGCUUGUGCUUGGAACUAUUGAGGCCUUCGUGAACCACGUAACCACCCGCAGCAAGAUCAGAGAGUGUCGCAACUCCUUCUACAUGCAUCUGGUACAUCCUAUAGGAGGAGCUUUAUUGACGACUUUUUUUGCAUUUCUCAAGUUGCAUCAUGAUAGUUUGUGCCAAAAACAGUGUUUUACUAUCAGUUUGAUUGUUUUGCAUGUUUGGACAAGGAUUUAGCGAGGCAAAUGGUUGACUCCUACUGUCCGGUCGAUUGUACUAUAUGUUUCAUCAUUGGGCCCGAUAAAACAUUUUUUCGAAUCCCCUCCGAAAAGGACUGUGAAAAAUGAAAGAAAUGGCUGCGGGUGGCCAGGAGAUUAAACCCAGACUUCUGUCAGAUUAGCAUACCCGUAUGAUUGCAGUAUAUAGCACUUUUUCACACAUUAAAUGUUGCUCAAAGCGAUUUAUAAUACUUACCCUUCUUAAAUUUUGGAUGUUAUUUUGUUCGGCAUCUGAACUACAAUUUAUAAGUCUGUGUCCUCUUUUUCUGUAUUAAAAUGCAGAUACAUUUACAGUAUUGUCAUUGUGUCGAGGGGUUAUAACCAUUUGAUGACUGUUAGUGUAUUAAUUAAAAAAUUGAAUUUAUGUUGGCAGAAGAAUUUUGCCCAACUUUCCUUGGAACAAAAUAAUCAUAGCGCUUUGAAUUACUUGGAAUUUGUUUCCAACACAAAUUUUAAGCCUUUCGCUUAUCCUCAUCCAGGCUUCAGACAUUCAAAUGUUUAGAUAUCAAAUAUUUCAGCCUGUAACUGUUUGUCGCAUCUUCACUGCACGGUAUCUUGUUUGUUUUCUGCCACCUAACCAACUGCGCAUGCACGGAAAAUACAGUAUGUCAAUAAAGAUCCUCCUAUACUUACAGUGGGGCAAAAAAGUAUUUAGUCAACCACUAAUUGUGCAAGGUCUUCCUCUUGAAAAUAUUAGAGAGGCCUAUAAUUGUCAACAUGGAUAAACCUCAACCAUGAGAGACAGAAUGUGGAAAAAAAAAACUGAAAAUCGCAUUGUUUGAUUUUUGAAGAAUUUAUUUGCAAAAUAUGGUGGAAAAGAAGUAUUUGGUCAAUACUAAAAGUUCAUCCCAAUACUUUGUUAUGUACCCUUUGUUGGCAGUAAUGGAGGCCAAACGUUUUCCCUAACUCAUCACAAGCUUUUCACACACUGUUGCUGGUAUUUUUGCCCAUUCCUCCAUGCAGAUCUCCUCUAGAGCAGUGAUGUUUUGGGGCUGUCGUUGGGCAACACGGACUUUCAACUCCGUCCACAGAUUUUCUAUGGGGUUGAGAUGUGGAGACUGGUUAGGCCACUCCAGGACCUUGAAAUACUUCUUACGAAGCCACUCCUUUGUUGCCCUGGCGGUGUGUUUGGGAUCAUUGUCAUGCUGACAGACCAAGCCACGUCUCAUCUUCGAUGCCCUUGCUGAUGGAAGGAGAUUUUCUCUCAAAAUCUUUCGAUACAUGGCCCCAUUCAUUCUUUCCUUUACACAGAUCAGUCGUCCUGGUCCCUUUGCAGAAAAACAACCCCAAAGCAUGAUGUUUCCACCCCGAUGCUUCACAGUGGGUAUGGUGUUCUUCGGAUGCAAUUCAGUAUUCUUUCUUCUCCAAACACGAUAACCUGUGUUUCUACCAAAAAGUUCUAUUGUGGUUUUCAUCUGACCAUAACACAUUCUCCCAGUCCUCUUCUGGACCAUCCAAAUGCUCUCUAGUGAACCGCAGACGGGCCUGGAUGUGUACUUUCUUCAGCAGGGGGACACGUCUGGCAGUGCAGGGUUUUAGUCCCUGGCGGCGCAUUAUGUUACUGGUAGAAGCCUUUGUUACUGUGGUCCCAGCUCUCUGUAGGUCAUUCACUAGGUCCCCCCGUGUGGUUCUGGGGUUUUUGCUCACGGUUCUUGUUAUCAUUUUGACGCCACGGGGUGAGAUCUUGCAUGGAGCCCCAGAUCGAGGGAGAUUAUCAGUGGUCUUGUACGUCUUCCAUUUUCUAAUAAUUGCUCCCACAGUUGAUUUCUUUACACCAAGCGUUUUACUUGGCCUGGUGCAGGUCUACAAUUUUGUCUCUGGUGUCCUUUGACAGCUCUUUGGUCUUGGCCAUAGUGGAGUUUGGAGUGUGACUGACUGAGAUUGUGGACAGGUGUCUUUGAAACCGAUAAUGAGUUAAAACAGGUGCCAUUAAUACAGGUAACGGUGGAGCCUCGUUAGACCUCGUUAGAAGAAGUUAGACCUCUUUGACAGCCAGAAAUCUUGCUUGUUUGUAGGUGACCAAAUAUUCAUUUUCUACUCUAAUUUGGAAAUAAAUUCUUUAAAAAUCAAACAAUGUGAUUUUCUGUUUUUUUUUCCACAUUCUGUCUCUCAUGGUUGAGGUUUACCCAUGUUGACAAUUACAGGCAUCUCUAAUCUUUUCAAGUAUGAGAACUUGCACAAUUGGUGGUUGACUAAAUACUUAUUUGUACUGUACUUAUGUACCAAUGUGCUAAUAUGUUUUGAAAAAUAAAAAUGCUGUUCAAUUUUAUUUAUGUAUUUAUUAUUUAUUUUUAUUUGCCCCACUGUACAUGUCAAAACUAUGAGCAACAGCAGUCUUCGUUGAAAAAAAAUGUCAGGAAAAAAAACUGCUGCAACAACUGAAAUAAAUAUGGGGUUGUUUAGAUGCACUUUAAUUGGUAUGUUCAUAAUUUUUGGAAGUAUAUUUUGAUUAUUCAAUUGAAGUCUGUAUAUUAUUAACUAGAUGGCCGUCAUUGAUGGCUAUAGAAAUCCAAUCCAUUUGAACUGGGUGAGCUAGCAAAUAAAUGAAUAUGCCAACCCUCCCAGUUCAAAUGGAUUGGACGUCUGCUAGUGAUUUGAAGAGUUUUGAUUUAAAUUUGUAGAGCAACAUGAAUUGACGUCUAUCAUUGCCAGUGGCACUGAAAGAAAACGUUUUGGACACCCCUGAUUAGAAGGUUACAAUAUAGGGAUGGGUAUGAUAAUGCAGUUAUUGAUCAUUCAAAAUCCUGCUGAUUGUGCGCUAUUGAUUGUUGAUAUGUUUUAGCUGUCUUAAAGUUGGUCUUCAGCCAAGUUGCGGUAAUUUAAAAGUUCCAUUUAAUUAGACAUUGAUCAAUCCAUUGUUCAAUGAUUUCCCCCAUAUUAGUGACCGAGGAACUUUACGUGAAUGCCCAUCCCUUGUUGUGUUUGUGUUAAAAGUCAGAUAACGGGUGGAGAUUAGUUCGGAGGAACACAAUCAUAAUGCCUUAACGUGAACUUCAGAGUCACGUGAUUGUGUGUCUGAGAUAGAUAGACCUGGGUAAAUGAUAAAGAGAGGCUUUUAUUUCUUCCUCUCUUGGCCUAAGAGCAUGAAGAGAGCAUGACACACCCCCCGCUACUCCCCCGUGUCAAACAUUAUGAAUGUGAAGGGAGGUGAGGAUGAACACUGCAAAUUAGAUCAGGAAAUUACUUCUGAUGCACUUUUCUCCCCACUUCGCAUUUUAAGCAUUGUGACAUAAAUGCCUUGAAAGGAUAGAAGUAAAGAAAGGAAAAUGAACAUGUCUUGUAUGUACAUAAUCUUUUCAGACUGAAAUCUGCUGGUCUCUUCACUCCUCUUGUAUUUAUACUGUAUCUAAAAGCGGGGGAAACGCCUGAAAAGGGUGAACAAAAUUACGAAUAUCACUAUUAAAAAAAAAAAAAAAGGCACAUCCUUUUUGGAUUAAGUGAAAUGGUUUGGGAUUUUGGUUUGAAGACAUUUUUGUAAGUACAUAUCUGUGCGUGUUUCCAUGUAACCGUUGUUGGGGUGGAAAUAAAGUGUGUCUGUUUUCUUUCG
Messenger RNA from Corythoichthys intestinalis (scribbled pipefish), 8212 nucleotides. RefSeq names its product neural cell adhesion molecule 1a (gene ncam1a). Lineage: Eukaryota; Metazoa; Chordata; Actinopteri; Syngnathiformes; Syngnathidae. Gene Ontology annotation, biological process: cell adhesion. Gene Ontology annotation, molecular function: protein binding. The transcript is spliced from 16 exons. The record is from RefSeq and is a predicted model, not a curated record. Gene Ontology annotation, cellular component: neuron projection; membrane. Bases 182 to 2335 code for a protein of 717 amino acids.